AAAAAUAAAAAGAGUAUUUAAAUUUUCAUUAUUCAACUUUGUUGUGUCACACCUCGUCAUCAGACCCGAAGGGGAUUAAAGGUGCAUUGAGUCAACCCUGUCGACGUCACGCGUAGUAGUACGUUACAAACCGCCGAACACGCUUGGUCGGACCUCGCCAAUUCGCCUAACCUCAUUUUUGUCUCUCCUCAAAGUCCAACCUCGUUUUCUUUUCUUUUUUUUACCCUCGUAUACAGCAGGAGUAUUCUCAUUUUAUGUUUUACUUUUCCUUCGCUACGCCUCCGCACUUUCUGGUAGUUUCAACAGGUUUCUCCGACGUUGAAUCCGAGCUCGGUGACGCCGAAGGUGAUUCCAACGACGCACCAGAAGAACACCAUCACAUAUUUGUGGGUGACCUGAGCCCGGAAAUAGAAACACAUACUUUGCGAGAGGCGUUCGCAGCAUUUGGGGAGAUUUCGGAUUGCAGAGUCGUCAGGGACCUCCAGACGUCCAAAUCGAAAGGAUAUGGUUUUGUUUCAUUCGUCAAAAAAGCUGAGGCUGAGAGUGCGAUAGCAGCUAUGAACGGACAGUGGCUUGGAAGUAGAAGUAUUCGUACAAAUUGGGCGACGCGUAAACCGCCUAUACCGAAAUCUGACGCUAACGCAAAGCCACUUACGUUCGAUGAAGUAUACAACCAGUCCAGCCCGACAAAUUGCACGGUCUACUGCGGCGGACUAACGAACGGCUUGACUGAGGAAUUGGUCCAAAAGACCUUCAGCCCCUAUGGCACCAUCCAGGAAAUCCGUGUUUUCAAAGAUAAAGGAUACGCUUUCAUAAGGUUUUCUACUAAGGAGUCAGCAACGCACGCAAUUGUGGCCGUCCACAACACAGACAUCAACGGUCAACCUGUCAAAUGCUCGUGGGGGAAAGAGUCGGGCGAUCCGAACAACGGCCAGCAGGCGGGACAGGCGUUGACAAGCGGUCAGUUUCCUUAUGCCUACGGCCAGCAGUUAGGCUACUGGUAUCCUCAGUCGUAUCCUGCGGCGGCAGCAACAGCGCAGAUGCAAGGCCAGUUUCUCCAAGGGAUGCAAGGCUACACAUACGGCAACUAUGGCUAUCAGCAGGGCUACAUGAGCCGGAUGGGCAUGCAGUUGCCCGGCGCAGCGUGGGCAACUCAACCUCAACUCCCGGCUCAACAAAUAGCAUCUGCAGCAGCUCUUCAGCAGCCGACACCCGCCGGAAUGGUCGCGGCGUACCCCGCGAUACAGCAAUUCCAGGUACCCUCCGCACACCAUCUUCCCACAACCUGCAUGCCUGCUUCAUUAGUCAAUUAGCCUGAGAUGAGUUUUACGUUCAUUAUCAUUCUUUUGUUGGUUUUAUUUUUAUUUAUUGUUCGUUUCUCGAAUUACAUAUUAAUUUCCUUUGCACUUUGCUUCAUCGUCCUACGACUUCCCAUAUCGGCCCAUUCAGAAUUGCGGACUAUCCUGGAGAAAGUUUUUUUGUUUAUUUAUACUUAAUUUAAAAGAAAACAUUGGCUGGUUGUUAAAACAUUCGAACCAGACAACGUUAAGCGUAUGACAGGGAAAAAUUAGAUUUUUAUUUAUAACCUCUUACCCACCUUUUCCACAUCAGUUACUUCUUUCUUUUUCUUUCUAUUUCAAUCCAUACCUGAUAGAAAUUAAAAAAAACACAAUGGCUGUUUCUAAUUUUAUUCCUUUUAUAUUUUAUUUUUAUUUUGGUUCAAAGUCCAAACCGUUUUCUACGCAAACAAGACUAGCACAUUAAGCACAGUAUGCUGUUAAACCCACGUUAUCGAUUUUUUUUCGUUACAUUUUAUAUUUUAUUUUUCAUUAUUUCAUUUCUUAUGUUUUUAAAGGUCGGCCCACAGGAGUAUGGCUUCUAUUAGAAUUACAAGAAAAUAAACAAAACAUAGUUCAAAAGAAUGAGCACAUUUCGGUACGAAUAUUACAAAAAUGAGUAUAAAUUUUUCGGUUUCUUUUUACUUUCGGGCACGAAGCUUUGAAUUGCAUUGCUGUAAAAAGUUGAAUAUUUUUAAUGCAAUCGUGCCGGAAUGUGCGAUUAUUGCCCAAGCCGGUCAUUAAUAUUGAAAUGUCUGUUUUCCACAGCAGCUAGCCGAAGAAGAAUGGCUUGCGCCCAGUCUCCUAGUUUGAUGGUAAUGCAUCAAGAGAGGGCACACCCAUCGCCGAUCCAAGGCGAAUUUUUAAAAAAACUUAUAAAAAACUAUAAAAAAAGUAAAAAAUCAAAAAAUGGAAAAAGAGAUUUGUAAUUAAAAUAUUUUCGCGUACACCCAUCCUGGACAGACUGACACAGAACAUACACACAGGUCUUCUAACGGGUACAUCUUUGAUUUUGUCCUAGAAAGUUACUUUCCCUGUCAUGCGUAGUUUGUCAAUUUAAUCAAAGAGGAGUGAAACCUUAUUCCUUUUCCCUUUGAAAGACAUUAAACUUUUUGUUUUGUUUUUAUUAUUUGUUUUAUUUGUGUUUUACACAUUUUAUUUACUUUUUGUUUUGUUUUGCCAUAAAGGCUCUAAUGAUGGGCACCGGCUAAAGCAGAAGGGAAGCGAAGGAAAGAGAAUAAAGGGACCCCAAUCUCAUCCUAGUCGCCGCGGACAAAAAAAUAAAAUUAAUUUGAAAUAAAUUUAAAAAAGCGAAUAGAUAUGAACAAAUUGGAAAUAUUGUGAAACAGUAUUAAUACAGACUUUGUUCAGUGUGUGUAUGUGAGCGUUGUUGGUUGUGGUGUGUGUACGAGGGGAUAUAUCAAAUUUUUGUACAUGUUGACUAAUGUUAAAAUGAAAAAAAAAAUUAUGUUUGUUUUGUGUUCUAGGGCCAAAAAUUCUCCCCUCUUCCCAGUCAUUGAAUGUACAAAGUCCUCAGCCUCCCCUCAAUAAUUUGCCCAACAAGACGUGUUAAAAACUGAUGUAUUCAAGGGGAGAAAAUUGUGUCCUUGGAGCAUAUUAUUUAUAAAAUUAAAAAAAUGGGGUGUAUAUAUAUAUGUGCGUUCAUGUAUAUCCCGUAAUUUAUUUACCCUGGUGAUAUAUUUAACAAAACGACGAUGAAUAUAAAUAUAUAUAAAUAUAUAAAUAGGUCAAAAAACAACCAGUAGUGUUGCAAGAGGUAUAGUGUUUUGUAGUAUCUAGAUGUAUGUAGUGUUAACAUAAGAUGGUGUAUGUGUGUGUAUAUAUUUAUAAACGUAUAAAUGCCAUAUAUUUAUACAUAUAUAAACACAUAUAAAUGAAACAAGUGAAAUAGAGUUAGGAGCGAAGUAUAUCAAAUAAAUAAAAAGAAUAGUCAUUUUUUAAAGAGACAAAAAGAAAUAAGCUUAGUGGUUGGUUACCGCGCACGUAAGAGCGUAGACUCGGCUUUCGGGGAAAUCAGUCAAUUUUAUCAAUCGGGUGGGGAAAAAGGGAGGGUUUUAAAACGGGAAAACGAUGACAUCAGUUUGUAAAUAAUUAGAAACUUGUUUACCGUUGGGGUUUUAUUUGUCACAUUUAAAUUCUGCUGUUUUUCAAAAGCCGUUUAUAGCCGGGGGGAAAAUUUUUUUAAUAACAAUAAUACCACUUUUUGGUACUGUGAAACGAAAUGAAAAUUUAUUGAAAAACAAAUCGUAGUAGUGACUUUUUCUACCGGGGGUCGAUUUUUCUAGAGAUUUAGUAACAAAAAUAGGUGGGAUUUAACUGUAAAUAGUUUGGUUUUAGUACUGAGGCGGCCGAAGAUCGCAAAAAUGUUUUUUUAUUUCGAAUGAUGGGAGAUAAUCCGUUUGUUUUGGUCAAACCAACCUUAAGAAAAGAAAUAAUUGUAGAUAUAUAUAUAAAGUUAUUUAUAUAUUUUUAUUUAUUUGUCAAGUUUUUCUAAAUGGAAUGAAAAAUAAACAAUGGUGAAAAAUGAAGCCCGAUCACAUGAUUUAUUAUGUUUUAUUUUGAAACCAAUGGAUAAACGCAAGAUUUAUAUAUAUAUACGUAAUUUAUGAAUAAAAGAAAAAUAUAGGUGGACCGUAUUUGUAGAGGAUGCACUUAUAGAAACAAAUGCACAAAUUGAAAAACCCCUUUUUUCAUUCCUUCUGUGAACCUCUGACCCGUUCUUGUUGUUUAGUAUGUUGUAAGAAAGGGCCUGACUGUCCAUGCGGCGUUUCCUUUUGUAAAUUUCUUUUGGUAAUGCGAAAAACAAGAAAGAGAAGGUUAUUAUUGUGAAACGAAGAGUUUUAUAUAUAUAUAAAACAAAUGUGUAAUGUGUUUAAUUAACCCUCAGGUUGCUGACAUGAGAAUAUGAUGAACUUAAAACAAACAUGUUACAUGUGAAAGGCUUAAAUCCUGAAAAGCCGUAGUGAAACACUGUAUAGUUUAUUAAAACACAAAAUAUGUUUUAUACAAGGCUUUGGCAGAAAUUAUAAUAUAAGGUGAAACACUUUUAAAAAAAUUAAAAAAACAUGUUAUAAAUAUAAAUAUAUUUAUUGGCAAAUAACUGGCCGACAAGGAUUGUAUGUACGGAUUAAUAACAGGAAUGUGUAUAUAAUAAAGGAAAACAAAAAAAUAA
Molecule: messenger RNA, 4530 nt
Organism: Cimex lectularius (bed bug)
Lineage: Eukaryota; Metazoa; Arthropoda; Insecta; Hemiptera; Cimicidae
Product: nucleolysin TIA-1
Exons: 8
Coding region: 255-1313 (352 amino acids)
Molecular function (GO): RNA binding
Source: RefSeq, a predicted model, not a curated record